UGAAAAUUAUUUUACUCCCGAUCUGCAAAUUAAUCGCCGGUUUUUCAUGAUGAAUAUACUGAAUAAAAAAAACUUGAAGAAGAGUGAAAAUAACUCCUGUUAUUACACGCUUAGAAUAGCGUUGCCAAAAUCGACAUUGCAAAGAUUUCGUAGAGACUAUUGUUAUUUUCCCAGUUGUAAUAUAAGCACUUAACUUACUCCUGCUUGAUGUUUUCCCAUGAUUUUACUUUUCUUAUAAAAGAUCCUUGAGGACUUAUUCCAGGCACUGCUUUUUAAAAUAGAGGAGCUGGCUAUUUUUAUCUCCAAUUAUUUCCUUGAAUUUGUGUAGUAUCUCUUGUCUACUCUUCAGCAUGUUUUCUUAAAUUCAUUUGUACUCAUUAUUAUGAAAAACCGUCGAUCGAUAAAUUUGCAGAUUAUCAGUAAAAUAAUUUAUAAACUGUAUAAAUACACUCAUACUGUCAAGCGUACUUAGAAGCUGCAAUGCUGGUUGCCUGUAUUCAUGCAUCACACGCACUCUAGCGAGGGAGCACAUGUGAAUGAGACACAUUCUGGCCCUACCUCAGAGAUCCUCCGGGUGGUACCUCCACUUUCGACAGCCGGAGACCGUCUACUGCCUACGGACAGUUACAACAUCCAUAGCCAAGAAAAAUUCUCGGGGGAUAGGAUUCGAACCUGCGCAGCUUACGGCGACCGAUUAGCAGACACGUUGCUUGUACCGGCACUUAAUCCUCCAGGAACGUGUAUAAACUAUAAAUUUGACCCGUAUCCACUUUAUAUUUACGGACGGUGGCUGAUAAACAACAGUAUUUUGAAUAUCCAAGACGCUUAGGGUCCUCCUUGCUCCUCCCUUAGCGGGACGACAUGGCAUCAUCACCAGCAUCCAUAGGCAAACUAACCUAUUAAAAUAUAUGUUAGCAGAAAUUUCUAAGCGAAUAUAACUAUCCAAGAUUUCUAAUCAGAUAUGACGUAAUUCCCAUUGCUUUAAAUGGGUUAAAGCAACACUAACGUUUUGUAAAAAGUGGAAUACCGUGUCCGCACUAGGAUUGUGCGUUUUAUUUUGACUGACAUCACGACAUGCGAAUUUCACGAUAUUAACUUAGGUUAAGGUAGUUAUUUAGUCCUACUAUGACAGAACAAGCAAAUGGAAUAUUAUUUCGGAAUUUCUGGUCCCUCAGAAGUAUUUUUUGACCUCACUGUGAACAGAUCGUAAAGUUGUCAAACUUCGAUGUUUGGGUACCUUACAAUUCUGUUUUAUCCUAAAAAUGUUUUUUGAUUCCACUCAAAUAUUAUUAGAAACUUCAAAAACAUCGAGCAACAAAGUUUGGCAGCAUUCUGAUAUCGAUCGUCUUCACUCAAAAGUCUGCGGACACUGAACAGAAAACCUACAAAGAGUAUUUUAAGAAUUUUAUCAAAAGCGCUAAGCAGACCGACAGCACUUAGUGACAUGGUUUUUUGUGCUGUUCAUGGAAAAAGUAUUUCAAAUUCGAUUUUUUUUCACGCCAAUUGACAAAACUUUCGAUGCGGUGGAAUAUACUAACGAAGCUCUUUCUUUUGUAUUUUAAAUUAGUAGAAAAACAAAAACUAACCAUCAAAAUUCUUGUUUUUUUCUUUCAUUAUCUGUUUGUUUUAUUAUUUCUUUCAUUAAACAUUUUGUACAUGUACUUUUUCUUUUAUUUAACUUGAAAUUCAUGUAAAGGCGAUAGAAAAAAUAAGAAUUCUGGGGUUAAUUCGCCACUUCCCUGAGACCCUAACUUGUGACGUCACUUGUACUCUCACAAGUUUGAGACUCGGGUAUUGGCGGUUAAACGUUUCUUCACUUUAGUUUUAAGAAGCGUCCUCAAUGCACGCCACUGGAGUCUGGUGAUGUUUUAGGUUAGGAUGUUGCCAGAUUUCAACCUUGAUUGUCCACUACUAUUAGGCGCAAAGCUCUGACCUUACUUACAGGAUAUACAGAGCUUUGUGAAAUUUUUAUUUUUCUGGAAAGUAGUGGAAAGUCGAUACUGCCUAUUGACAUGAAAAUCAGACUUUUAACAAAAACUGCACAAUUGUUAUUUUUUGUUGAAAUCAUGCGAACAGUGGGAUGCCUGAAAACUCAAGAGGCUUCCUACAGAGUGCUCCCCGCCCAAAAAGAAGAAUGUUUUUAAAAUUUUAUUUUUCAUUAAAGUUUGGCUCCUAGUACAGGCUUCGCGGGCAUUCAGGUAUAUAGUUGUAGUCACCGUUCUUGGCCGGUCAAAGUAAGACUACCAGUAUUCCUUUAUAUAUCUCCAUCUCCCACAUACAUACACAUGCAACCUACCCCUGUGUGUGAACGUUUGUUCGGUAAGGUCAAAGACAUACGUUUUUUAGUUGUGAGUCUCAGUCUCGAAAACUUUGUCGUUAGUAUGAGUUCCCUUCAAUGAUAUUUGUUAGAGUGACAACUUCCUUGACCUCGGCGUGCAAUUUGAGGUGUCCUGUUAUCUAUCUUCAAUAUAAAUUGUACAAUGCCCGGAAAUACGAUCAAUGGAGAAAGCCUAUAGCUCGUGCUAGAUUUAUUAGAGUAUUUCCGGAAAGAGAAUGAAAACAGCGGUCCCUCGUAACCCACUUCUUGCGUACUGGAGUUAGUUAAGAAAAUUACCGCCUAUGGUACGGAGACUCGAUCUGUUUACUUAUUACAUAUGGCGUUGAUGAUGUAACCGCCAAGAACGGUGACUACAACUAUACCCCUGUAAAUUGUAUCUAGAGAAAUUAUUGGUGUUUUCUAGUUCGAUAUUGAAUAAUAAUCGAUGUACUUUUUUUUGCUUAAAUGUUGCCUAAUAUUGCUGUACUAUCAGCCAGCGGGUACGUUUACUAUUCAUCAUCCGCCGGAUAUUGCUAAAUUUGGUACGUAUUUACGAUGUUUUGAACAUAUAAAUAAACUUAAUGAGAAUUUGCAAUUUGAGGAUGUCUGUAUGAUAAAAUGUAGACUUCUUAAAUUAUUCUUACAUUUUACUCCAAGUCCGACCCAUACUGUGUUUGUUAACGCACUUCUGUCAAGUGAGUCUUAACACUCUUAACCUUACUAUUUUGCUUUCAUGUAAACAAACUUGGAGAAGAACUUUGAAAAACGAACGUUUAACAUAUUUUCAACAUGCGAGUGAUUCAACAUGGAUAAUAUGGAUAACGAAGAAAUAACAAUGCUACUAAAAUAUCCCAUGAUGAGGAAGACUGUAGAAAAUGGAGUAGACAAAUAUCAGGGAGUUAUUGACGUUAAUGAGACCAUGUACAAAGUUUGUGUUGCUGAAUCAGACAAGGGUUGCACAUUGAAGCUACCAAGUGAACUUGUUCAUUUACAAGAUGACUUUAUUACCCUACAAUCUACCUUACAUCUUAAAGGUGUUGUAUCCUGUUUAGAUGCACUAAAAAACCUCAUAGAGGACAAGAUCCCAUCCAGUGCUCCAGCAAAUCACUGUGAUAUCUACAUCCAAGUACUAUUUGAAUAUUCUGAAUUCACCAAGUUCUAUGUAAGCCUUAAGUCAUGCUACCUCCAUCAUGAUUUGAGCAAAAUAAGCGUGAAAUUGUUAGACGAACAAAACAGAGAACACUCAGUUGUGAUAAAAGUUAACUACAAUGGAAAAGAGAUAUUUGAAAUAUUAGAGUAUGAUUUGCCAGUGGAAAAAGAUAAGUUAAAGUCUUCUUCAAGCCUUAGAGUUGUAUAUGACAAUUUUGCGGGACUUGUGAGCGAGUUGCAGACUUACUUUCAGCUAAUGGAAGAGUUUGAUAGAAGCUGUUUUGUAAUAGAUCCAGUUGAUCAGAAAUAUAGGCACAACUACAGGAGAAUUUGGUUGGAUGAUAACCUGUCAAUGAUUGUUACAAUCAAUCCAUUCAGAAUGUGUCAGAUACCAGAAAUAAAAUUCUUGGGUCCUGAUAGUCUUACAGAGUCCUACUAUUCAAAUAUAAACAAUACUAUCUUGGAAUGGGAUGCAAAUGGAAAUAUCUUUAUAGAGAUCAUGAAAUUAAUAGGUUUGGACGAUUAUCCACAGAAACCUGAGACUGCUAUAGAAGAAGACAUCUUAGUAAAUACCGGAGAUUGUUGCAUCUGCUUUUCUUCCAGACUCAAUGACAAGCUUCCAGAGGUUGUUUGUAAACAUGCAUUUUGUGGCAACAGCUAUCAUGUGGAAUGCCUAUACGAGUGGCUAGUUUCCGUGAAUGCAAGAAAAGUGUUCUCCAACAUCGUGGGGCAGUGUUUGAACUGUGAAAAAAAUAUAUCCUGUCCAAUUCCAAGUUAGAGUGGUUUUGUUCGCAAAGUGUGUUAAGGCCGCACGCCCCUUUUUUCCGCUUUCUCUUCAACUACCUGUUUGCAGCAGUAUUCUAAAUCCUUUUCAUCUAAUUACUUCAUGAUUUGUAUAGAGAUGACUAAAAAUCAUCGAUUUUAAUUUUGUUUUGUUAUAAAAUGUAUUUUUUGCAUUUUAUUGUUUAUUUUUUCUUCGAUCGUAACUUGUUAAUAUUACACAGCUCUGAAAUUGUAUGUAAAUAUUAAACUUUUAUGGAUUAAUGAAUUAAGUGAUUACUUUUAUCUUUGAUUUUCUUGAAAGCACAACUUCCUGCGAGACGAGGCUUCAAGAAAAUCAAAGAUUUUUGAAAAGGAAAAGUGACAAGAACAAAAGGAAUCACUCGUUUCAUUCUUCCAUAGAGUAGAGCUGUACUUAUAUUUGUUAACAAGUUCCGAUCGAAGAACAAAUGCACAAUAAAAUGAAUUUUUUGACAAAAAAAAUGAAAACAUUGUUUUUCAGUCACCAUGAAAUUAUCAGAUGAAACGGAUUUAGAAUACUGCUGCAAACCGGUAGUUGAAAAAAAUCGAAAAAAGUGACGUG
Acanthoscelides obtectus is the source of this 4829-nucleotide messenger RNA. Lineage: Eukaryota; Metazoa; Arthropoda; Insecta; Coleoptera; Chrysomelidae. The record is from the annotation of a GenBank genome assembly.